This is a messenger RNA of Micropterus salmoides (largemouth bass), 6371 nucleotides long. Its product is annotated as neurotrypsin. Gene Ontology annotation, molecular function: serine-type endopeptidase activity. Gene Ontology annotation, cellular component: membrane. Gene Ontology annotation, biological process: proteolysis. The transcript has 14 exons. Bases 189 to 2687 code for a protein of 832 amino acids. Lineage: Eukaryota; Metazoa; Chordata; Actinopteri; Centrarchiformes; Centrarchidae. The record is from RefSeq and is a predicted model, not a curated record.
GCUCGCCAACAGCGCGUCAUUUUUAGCUCCGGGGUGGGUUGGAUGUCUGGAGUUCAGAGCGCACCACAGCCGGCGGGCUGUCUUUGAGCGUGUUUUCCCGUCCGUUUCUGAUCGCACGGAGAGGAAAGCUGAUCAGAAGGCGGGCUGAGUGGGUGAAGGUGUGUGGAGGAGAUGGUUACUUCAGCAGGAUGGACCGGAGGAAAGUCGUGCCCGGGUUCGUCUCCUGCUGUCUGUUUCUGGCCCUGUUUGUCUCUGCAGAGGUCAAUGAAGGUGCGCACUUGAAUGUUGUGCAGAGUAAAGCUCCGCUCUCCUGUUCAGAAGGUUUUACAGAAGUGGGCUACUAUAAUGGCUCAGUUUCCCACACGGACUCAGGCUCCCCCUGCCUGAAGUGGACAGAUUUCCCAGACUAUAUACGACAGUACCCGGGCCGAGGCCUGGGGGAACAUAGCUUCUGCCGAAACCCAGACCGAGAGCCCAAUCCCUGGUGCUUCUUCAGGCAGAGCUCCGGUGCCAUCAGCUGGGCCUACUGCGACUGCCAUCAGGGUGCAGCCAGAUUGGUAGGGGGGUCAUCGGGCAACAGCGGCCGCCUAGAGGUCUACCUGAACGGUCAGUGGGGGGCGGUAUGUGAUACACACUGGACCGACCGUGAUGCCAGUGUCAUAUGCAGACAACUCGGACUGGGUGAGAUUGGCACAGCCCUGCAGCAUUCCUACUUCGGGCCAGGUUCCAUCUUCCACUAUGAACGUCUGGGUUGCCGUGGUAAUGAGAAUUCCCUGCUGGAAUGCCGGAGCAGGAAGUUUGUGACCAGCGACUGCUACCAUGGCAAUGAAGCAGGGGUGGUUUGCGCUGAACCUGAAGGCACUGGCAUCCCCUUGAGGCUGGUGGGGGGCCUGGAGGACUUUGAGGGCCGCGUUGAGGUGUACCAUGGUGGCAGGUGGGGAACCAUUUGCGAUGACCAGUGGGAUGACGCUGAUGCUGAGGUGGUGUGCCGACAGCUGGGCCUAGGGGGCGUGGCCAAGGCAUGGACAUGGGCCCACUUUGGCCAGGGUGUUGGUCCCAUCUUGCUGGAUGGGGUUCAGUGUACAGGCAAUGAACUCUGUCUGGAGGAGUGUCCUCAUAACGUCUGGGCGCAACACAACUGUGACCACAUGGAAGAUGCAGGGGUGUCCUGCAACCCAUACACAGAUGGUGCAGUUCGUCUUGUGGGAGCAGACAGCCACAUGGAGGGUCGCGUGGAGAUUUACCACCAAGGAGAAUGGGGCACUGUGUGUGAUGACAACUGGACCGAGCUCAACGCCCAGGUAGUGUGUAGACAGCUGGGCUUCAGCGGCCGAGCAGAGGUGGCACCUGAUGGGGUUUAUGAAGAAGGCCAAGGGCUCAUCCUGCUGGACGAGUUGCAGUGCCAGGGAACAGAGGCCAGUUUACUGGCCUGCACCCACUCUGAGUGGGGCCAACAUGACUGCUCCCACAGUGAGGAUGUAGGUGUCCGCUGUGAGAAGGGAGGUGAUGCCAAUGAGAUACCAGGCCUGUUGCCUCCUAUUGGCCCUGUGGUGCGUUUGGUUGCUGGAGAGAGCAGGAAGGAGGGUAGAGUGGAGGUCUUCAUUAAUGGCCAGUGGGGAAGCGUGUGUGAUGAUGGCUGGAAUGAUGUCAAUGCAGCUGUAGUUUGCAGACAGCUGGGAUUCACUGGCUCUGCUAAAGCUCGAUCCAUGGCGUACUUUGGUGAGGGUCAAGGUCCAAUCCAUCUAGACAACGUCCGAUGCUCGGGCACCGAGAUAUCCUUAGGCCAGUGUCCGGCUGUGGGUCAAGAUGGCCAUGACUGUCGCCACAGUGAGGAUGCCGGUGUUAUCUGUGAUUACACCCUGGACCCUGUCGGGGAUGGUGCCAUGGCAAUGCAGACCUGUGGCCUGCGACUCAAUAAGCAGCGGCGUCGACGUAGGAUCGUUGGAGGAGAUAAGUCACUUAGGGGGGAGUGGCCCUGGCAGGUGUCUCUGUGGCUCAGGUCUCAGUCUAAAGGCAAUCAUCCUCUGUGUGGAGCAUCACUUAUCAACCCCUGCUGGGUUGUGACCGCUGCCCACUGCUUUAAGAGAUUUGGGAGAGACCCCACCCGCUACGUGUUGCGCUUGGGUGACUAUCACACUGCGGAGCAGGAUGACUUUGAACGCACCUUAUCCCCUGAACGCAUCGUUAUCCACAGAAAGUACCAAACUCAGGGCUGGGAGUACGACAUCGCCCUGCUGCGGCUCAAAGGCUCAGAGGGCAACUGUGUGGCAUUUAACCCCCACAUUGGUGCAGUGUGUCUGCCAGAGCCAGGUCACAAGUGGGAGAAGAGGCCUGCUGCCUGUGUAAUCACUGGCUGGGGUAUCACAGACUCAGAGUACUCCCGGACUCUGCUCCAGGCCUGGGUCCCCCUUCUUCCACCCUGGAAGUGUAAGAAGCGAUAUGGUGAUCGCUUCACCAGCCGCAUGCUGUGUGCCGGGAGCCUGUCGGAGCACCACCGUGUGGACAGUUGCCAGGGUGAUAGUGGGGGUCCGCUGGUUUGCCAGGGGGAGGGGGGCCGUUGGAUUCUGACAGGGGUCAUCUCCUGGGGUCAUGGCUGUGGUAACCCAGCUUUCCCUGGGGUGUACACACGUGUUAGCAGGUUCCUGCGAUGGAUUGACAAGGUCAUCAACAAACCCUAUAAGAACUAAUGAUGGAGGAUAUUACUUAAUAAUAAUGAAUAGCCAAUGCUAGUAAGUGGCCUUGUGGCAGGAGGUGUGUUAGAAGAAGGUAAGAAUUAAGCCCGCUGGCCAUUGCUUGUGUGUUGUGCCUCCUAGACUUUUACACUCUUGUUGGAUUAUUUGUUUCCUUUCUCACAACACAUCAAAAAGCAUGUAAAAUACAUUGUAUAAUAUCGUCACUACAAUCAAUAUUUCAUGCAGAGGCGCUGGUAGGUUAGUACGUAGCUUACCUUCAUGACUUUUGACAUUCACCCGAACUGCAAUGUGUCUGCUUCUUGCACGUCUUCAUCAAACCAGUUCAAUGGUUGCUUCUUCUUUCAUCCCACACUCACAAAAGGGUUUCUGCCAACAUAAAUGCACUAACAAAAUGGCCAUAUCUCUCACUGUAAACUGAUUGUUAUCAGUGUUAGUAGAGUUAGCAGUGCUUUGCUGACCAAUAAGGCUGCACUGCUUCACAAUAUUAGUGUUCCAAUGGUUUGCCUGUUGAAAGCUAUUAUUGUGAAGCAUUGAGGUUAGAGAUGUGGGUUGACCAUGGUCUAAGCUGUGGUUCCCUACUGUGAGGCCAUGAAAAUGCAUAUGAUCAUGGCAGCGCAAUACAGGCCUUCAUGGGUCCAAAAUUUAGGAUCUGAUCUGAAGUGGAACAUUAGAAAAACCUGCCCGAACCCAACAUACAUAAAUAUAUUUAUUUAGUGAAGGGUAGGAUUGCGGAUAGAGAAUAGUACCCAUCCAAACAGACUGGACUAGAGGACAUGUUGACACACAGACCAGAGACCUGUGACAAUCAAAUUUGUCUCUGGCUACUAGGAACCAAGUGGACCCAUGAAGACCUCUGCUGGGUACAGUUAAACAGUGCUAACAGUGCUGUACUAAACCAGUCAUGUGAACGGUUGAACAACAUUGCACUAGAAAGCAUGCCUUAAAAUCCCACUGGGUCACCUUUAAAUGAACCUCAUGCAGGCCCGAGCUAGUGAAGGAAUGACAGUACAGGAAAAAACAAAUACAUUUGAAGAAUGAUGUGUAAGCAGUAGAAGUAGAAGUACAGUGAAUUUGCAUGUAGACAUUUUAUUUGUUUUAUUAACAUUCCAAGUGUGCAUCUCUGAACUAAACCCACAGGUCUAACCGUUAUUUAUCAUUACUCUAACCAUUACAUGACAUCAUUGUCGCCAAAUUAUUUUUUGUUUGCUAAAAUGUAACUAAUUACAGGUCUAUAAGAUAACAUAUACAAAGUGCAAGUCCAUUGAUAGGCUGUCUACACGUAGCUAAGAGAGGCUUAUAAUCAAGACUGCAUAACCAAUCAGCAAAAACACCUGGGGCCCCAGAGCCCAGGGCAAAAAAGCCACUGGUUCACUGUUUGGCAUUUGGUUUGUGGUUAUUUAACUGUAACUAUGUUUGGGGAUGUGGGAAGAUGUAUAUUAUCAAAUGGGAGGGCCCUGCUUUCACCUGAGCUUGAGGCCGUGUCUUAGAGAGGGUCCCUGUGUCAAAAUAUUCUGUACAUGUAGAAGCUUCAGAAUUUAAGAUUUUGUGUUUAUAUGGUGAAUAAUAUGAAAUUUAUUUGUAUUUAUUUUUGGAAUACUGUACACAUUGGUGUGUACAACUGAAGCUUUACAACAAGGUAUACUUUUUUAUGUGUUCUGUUCUGCAUUGGUCAGUGCAAUUUUAAUUUUUUAUUGUUUUAAUUUAUUUUGAAAAAACAUCAAUGUUUACUUUGUUAAGCUGUAUCUAUUUACAUAUUGUUCAUAUUAACAUGGUCACAUUCCACUAUGAGACUAGAGAAAUGCAAACAUUGCUGUAGGUAACAAUGCUGCUGAGACAUUUAAUAUGUUUCUCAGCUACUGGGAACCAGUAUCCAACCACAACACACUUAACAGGGACUAGCUGACUUGUUUCUAUUCAAACUUGAAGCAUUUUGUUCAUGUAGCAGAUACUAUUCAAUAAAUCCAUCCAUCCAUCGUAAACCACUUAUCUUGCAUACAGGGUCACGGGACUAUUCAAUAAAUGUCUUUUUUCAUUUAAAAUUAUUAAAUUUCCGAUCCCCUCUCAAAUUCUCUCCUACUGUGUGAUCCAUGCUCUAUAAAAUUGUAAAGUUCUCAAACAAAAGCUGGAAAAAAAUAAACACAGUACAAUUCCACAACAUUUCUCUACAACUCUCACUUUAUCUUUUUAACAAAAAUAUUGUUCUCACUUGUUUAUUUAUUCUGACAAUUGUACUUCUCUCUCAUUAUUAAUAUAUAUAUAUAUACUGUAUAUACACAAUAUUAAGUUGUCCUUAAUGACAAUGUGACAGAAGCAUUAAACUUGCUUUAGACAGUAAAGGAACACAGAAUACAGGGAGAUUUUUUCCAACAAUAUAUUAAUUAUUCUUUGCUUUAUGCAUAAACAAAAAUACAUAAGCAAAGCUGUGAUAACAAUAGCACACAUAAAGGCACUUUGAAAUAAACAAACAACUCUAACACACAGAAACUGUGACAAAAAAUAUUUUCAUAAAUUGGUAAUCCCUAACAGAGCAUGUCUAAAUUGAAAAUUAAGUAUCACAUAAUAUCAGUAAUUACAUUCACAUAGUUACAGUCUGGAGAAAUCAUACAAACUGUUCAGCAAGAUUUACACCAAGGAUAAUACAUUCCUCUCCUUUAUCAUCUAUUGAAUCCAUACACUUCACAAAAGCAGUAAAUGGUCCCAAACCUUUUCAAGCAAUACCUAUUUUAAUAAAUAUGUAACCUUUUUCAGAAGUCUUAAUUGCAUCUGCCUAACCCAUUGUUGCUAAGCUAGUUCAUUUCCAUAAAAGUGCAAUUAGUCAUUUAACAUACAGACUACUUAGAUCUAUCACUAAUUGUGUUUCUUUAGAUACAACCCUAAAACAAAACAUUUAGGAUCUAUUGCAAUUUUUUAAGAAAUAGUCUUCUUCACUGUAUGUUCUCAUUUCUUACCUAUUCCCAGAAGGUCUUGUUUUUUCUGCAUUGGAAAACACAGUGUAACAAUGUGACAGUGACAUAUGUUCACAUUUACCAAUUCUACUGUGUUAAUCUGAGGUGAGUACUUACUGACUGAGCAUGAGCCACAGCACAGUCUACUUUUCUCCAUCACUUUCUAAGUCUUCUCCCCGAGUGUUUAGAUUAGAAAAUCUGGGUAACUUGAUAACAAAAUGUAGUUAAACUCUCAUACAACACCUUUGCUUAGACCGUCCUUAGUCAGCAUUUUUUCCAAAAUAUAUUUGGGGGUUUGAGGGCUUAUUUUGGCUUAUUCUACUGAAAUUCCUCAGUUGAAGAUACUUAAAAAAAUAUCAUCUAUUUCAUACUUUCACCUAAUUUCUUUAAAUGACAUGUUAUGUGUGAUAGGAAAUUCUUUUUCCUGUUCUUUUGAGUAGGGAUAAUUAUUAAUAUAAUAUACUUGAAUGCCUGUCUAGAAAUGGCCUACAACUCUCCUCACUUGAGAUAAAUAAAGGACAUGCCCACUUUUGGAGAAGUUAUGGUAAGCAAGUCAACAAGAAGUCUUACCAGCACUUGUUGUUGGAUCUUGUACACUACAUGGAUUUUUUGUUUGAAUGUGCUGUUGAUCUGCUAAAUGGUGUUGAAUUUAUGGGAUGCGCUUCAGACCUGGACAUAACAACUGCUUGUUAGAUUCUGAAUUGUCAUUGUACAAUAAAACGUGUGAAAAUGU